AACUUGUGAGCCACAACACGAAUUAAAUUCUUAAGUCGCAUGAACAAUAAAUGUGAAAUAAAAUAAAAAGAAAGAUAAAAAAGGGUUUCUUAAGAAGAUUAUUAUAUACCUAACCAACCUGGCCUAAAAGAAGGGGAAUCAAAGUACAUAAGCAGAGCAGGUUAUUCUUAUAUUCUGCGCUUUUGUUGUUGGCUUCUGUAACUGUUAUGCGACGACGCUUGUUGCUUCGACCUGCGUCUGGGAGUUGGUAUUUACUUGUCUUAAUUUUACGUUUGUCGGGCCGACUUGUUUAAAGACAAAAACUUAAACAAUUCUAGUCUGUCUUUCGUGUACAAAGUGUGAACAUUGUGAAAACUAAGAGUGUCAUUUAUAAAUUGAGAAUUAAGAUAGAGUACUAUAAAAAUUAUGGGAAGUAUUGGAGCUCAAUUUGUGGCUCUAUUGAUCGAAGAAUACAAAGGGCUGCCAUCUCUCUGGGAUGUCGACUGUGAGGACUACAAGAACAAAAAUGUCAAACGAAAAGAUUAUACUACCCUAAUGCAUUCGCUCUUGGUUGUGGAUCCUCUACUGACAAUGAAUGAACUUAAGAAGAAAAUAGCCAACAUAAGAUCGUGCUAUCGACGAGAGUUGAAGAAAAUCGCAGACAGCAUUAGGUCUGGUGCUAAGGGAGAUGAGAUUUAUGCCCCUACACUUUGGUACUUUAAUCAACUUGAUUUUCUGAGGGAUCAAGAACCAAGAGCUUACAAAAAUGUGUCAUCACGAUCAGUAUUGGACGAUGGUGUCAAAGAAACAGCGCCAACUCGACGACAAGUUACGAGUGCAAAAACUCGUAGCAUCUCUCAUCCUUAUAAAACUGAAACUGUGAAUGAUAAAAAAGUUGUGAAUGAACCUAAUGUCAAUGUCACUAAGAACCAACAGACUACACCGAGACGAAGUGAAAAACACGUUAAAUCAAAUCCGCCGCCGACACCGCCGCCAUCUUCUUACAUAAUUGAAACUCAAAAACCAUCACCGCCAUUUUCGUACAUUAAAGAAAAUCAAAACCCGUUUGAAAAAGACGAUGCAAAUACAUUCAGUGAAACAUGGGCUCUUUUAUUUCGAAAACUAUCCCAUCAACAGCAGUUAUACGGAAAAAGAUGUAUUGAUGAAAUUCUAUAUCAAGGACAACUUGGUAAUUUAAAUGCUUAUACUUAUCGUAAUAUCGAAUUGAGUCGGAUGUGUUCGUCGGAUUCUGAAAGUUCAAACACCAAUAAAGGACAUUGUACAAAUGAAUCGAACUGUCAAAAUUACGAUAAGGAAAUAUCUUCAUUUUUUUCAGGAAUUGUAUAAGAA
This is a messenger RNA of Eupeodes corollae, 1329 nucleotides long. RefSeq lists its product as uncharacterized. The coding region runs from base 406 to 1326 and encodes 306 amino acids. The record is from RefSeq and is a predicted model, not a curated record. Lineage: Eukaryota; Metazoa; Arthropoda; Insecta; Diptera; Syrphidae. The transcript is spliced from 2 exons.